AAAUUUUCUAACUCGACGCGGGAUAUAAAGAGAGAAAGGAAGUUGCUGCAGCUGAAGCUAAAAUAUGUUGUAUGUUGACAAGUAUCAGUAUCAGUGUAUAAUUUUCUGGACGUUAAUAAAGUGACCACUGUGAUUACAAUAACAAACAAUCACAAUUGUUAAUUAAUUAUUUAUGAAGAAAAAAAAAGGACUGUUGGGGGGUUAUGGAUUGAGUUGCUGGGCUCGUAGCGUCGUGGUGUCUCUCCAAAGCCAUAUUGAUUUUUUAUAAAACAAAAUCAUAAUUUAUAUACUAGUGGUGGUGGUCGUCGUCUAAGGUGUGGUUGGUAUUGGUUCAUGACCUGAUGAAUGCUUCGCAAGAAUCGCAAGUUGUAGUAGUAGUUUCUCGUACUAGUACAUAACUAGUCAUUACAUUACAUUACAUACAUUACGCUAGUUAACUUUUAUAAAGAGUUUGAGUUAAAGUAUUUAACUAACUACUGAAUAAAUAAAAGAUAACUUUUUUAAAUAUGGAUACGGAUAAAAUAAUAUUACCGAGUAAAUAAAAUUAUUUUUAUUGAGACUAACCAACAAAUAUUUUUCUGUUAGGUUAGUCUUAUGUUUGUGAAUUAAAAAUUAUGCUCCUCAUGUUGAGUUUUAGCAUCAUUGCUUCGAGUGACAUACGUUUGUCGUUCUACCAAAUCUCCUGAUAAAUAAAUCUAUUAAAUGUUUUGUUUUUAAAGUGAAAAAAAAAAAAAAAAUGCGAACGUAGUGAUAUUUAUCCAGCACUGAUUAAAUAUGUAUUUUAAGUAAUUUGAGCUAAAAGCCAAAAAUUAAUAAUUAAUAACAGUUAUUAAAAUAUAAAAUGAUGAGUAGUUGGACUGAGAGAAUGCAUAGAAGGGCAGCUACCCUUGGUAAUGUUGUCACCAGCUGUGGUCAUCCUUCCUCUGUAUCACCCUACCCCAGAAGACUUGAAAAAGUUAAAUUUGGUGUUCCACUUGAUGAAGUCUGCAAAAAUGAUAUUCCUGGCCCAUUAUUGGUUCUUAUUCUAAAGCUCAACAAAGAAGCACCGUUGAGAAAAGAUGUGUUCAGAGCGCCAGGUCAUCAGGGUAACAUGAAAAAACUUAUUCAUUUCCUCCAAACAGGACGUUUAGUUAACAUGGAUAACUUCAGUGUUUAUACAAUAGCCAGUGUUUUAAAAAAGUUUUUAAGAAAAAUACCUGGUGGUGUGUUUGGCCGAGAGGGAGAACAACAAUUAUUUACGGUUAUUCAACUUGACAGUAUGGAACAACAGAGGGACCAGAUCUAUCAAUUAAUCACAUCUUUACCCAUUUACACACAACGCUUAUUAGUAUUACUUUUCGGAACAUUCAGGGUAGUAGCUGUUAAUAGCGAUCGAGCUCGCACAGGAAUGUCUAGUGAAGCAUUGGGUGUAUCUGUCGCACCUUCUUUCUUUCAGAGCUGUGUCAGUGAUGGCAAAACCGCUAAAAUGGAGGAUGUACUGAGAUUUAAGGCGGAGAUAUCAGUGGCGACUCGAGUAAUGAAAUUUAUGAUUGAUAAUUUUGGAGUAUCGAAUCUUUUCGGCCGUGAAAAUUACGAGUUUUACGCUCGAAUUACCGGACGAAUAUUAAAAGUUGAAGAAGACUGGAUAUUCAGUUUCCGUUAUCCGCCUGAUAAUUUAGUCUCCAGACAAUUGUCUCUCGAAGCUGAAAAGACGUGGCUGCAAUACGAAUGCGAGCGAUGGGGACUCAAGUUCAAUUUGGAAUCUAUGUCGCAUCAAGAAGAAUCGCAAUCGACACCAGCUUUGAUCCACGUGCCAGAGUCUCUAGAGCUUACGUCAUCCUUAGGAAUGAUUCCUGAGAAUACCUUGCUUGAGAGUUAUACUCGACUAUCUGUCAGCUUGGAAGAGAAUGGAUUGUUUCAUGCGUCAAGUAGAUCAUCUAGUAACGCAAGUCAUCAAUCCCGUCACGCAGCGAUGACUCUAGACGAAUUAAGGGCCGUUAAUCGAUACGCUGAGAGUACCAAGAGUCUCAGCUAUUUGCCACAGGUACACGAGAGGCAAACAGCUCGUAUGCGCACGAGGUCAGAGUGGUUUUUGACGCCUGUUGGUGAAAGACUCGCAGGAACUGAUAGUGAUCCUACAGCCAUACACAUCCUCAGAGGAUCCAAUCGAUCUUCUUCUGAUAAUAUUGCUACAGGUCUGAGCGCUAGCGCUGAGUCAGUAAAACGUCCAAGUCUACGAAGAACAGCUUCCAGAGAAAAGUCUCGCAUCCAUCGAAGUUCAUCGCGACGUCACAAAGAAAACGGAACGAAAAAUCGUGGAUCUAUAGAUCCCUGUAAAUCCCGAUCUAUGGAGACCAUGAAGAUGAAAAGAGCGUCGCAAGAGCCGGCUGAAAAAAUACCAAAAAAUAAAAGCGAUGAGUUAUUGAAUGACGAGUCGCCUUACUCACGUGAGUUUAUAAACGAUCAGACAGCGGAUAUUUCAAUCGGACCACAGGAUUGCACUGAAAAAGAUGAGCAUAGAUUUCACGUUACUUUGACGUACAAACCGAGGAUAUGAAAAAUAAAUGAAAGCAGUUUUUCAUAAAACUGAACUGCUUUUAAUUUAUUUUUAUAAGUUUGUGAGAAUAAAAAUAAAAAAAAAGAUUUGUUAAAAAAUGAAAAUUUAAAGUAACUUUAAAAAUUUUUUUUUCAGUUACUUUUUAUUGUCAUAUUUUUGAGGGUAAGGAAAACGUAUAACUGUGAAUACGAGCUUGUUUUGACUCCCUCCAAAUAAAAAAAAAAAUAAAUUAUUUAGUUGGAAUUAUAAUAUAAAUUUAUACACUAAAAAAAAAAACUAGAAAAAAAAAUACAAACAAACAAUAAUAUUUCCGUCGAUCAAUACAUGCAAAGUAUAUCAAUUAUUAAUUAAUUACAAUCGACGUAU
Molecule: messenger RNA, 2902 nt
Organism: Cotesia glomerata
Lineage: Eukaryota; Metazoa; Arthropoda; Insecta; Hymenoptera; Braconidae
Gene: RhoGAP71E
Exons: 11
Coding region: 842-2536 (564 amino acids)
Biological process (GO): signal transduction
Molecular function (GO): GTPase activator activity
Source: RefSeq, a predicted model, not a curated record